AUGACACAACCCUGUUCUGUUCAUUCGCGAUUGAGUGCAAUCUGUUUGAACCAAAUCUUUGUUCAUUUGACAAUUAACAACUUAGCAAAUUUAGCACAAGUUUCUAAGAAAUGUGGUCGUUGUGUUAAUGGGAUGGACUUUCUCAAUCUCAGAGAAGAUUUUAUUCCUACCAUCAAAUUUUCUUACACCAAUCUUCGUUCCAUGCAAAUCAUAUCUUAUGAAUCUUUUAUCACUCAAGUCCCUCAAGUGUCCCAAAUCUCGAACUUAAGAAGUUUAGUUUUCGAUGAUACAAAUUGUGUCCCAUAUUCAACACUUCAAACAAUACUUCCGUCGCUCUCUUUAACACGUCUUGCCUUCUGUUUUUUGAAUGAAGUGUCGACACAAAUUACGUCGAGAGAUUACAUUGAUAUCGUUCUUCACACACAGCCAAAAUUAAAGGACUUGGCUAUAUCAAAAGAACUUGUAGUGAACCGAGAGAGUGCUUUUGAUAUCUACACUCGCAACCUUUCCGUGCUGACCGAGUUGACAAAUUUGAAAGUCUUUUCGUACACGCCGGAGUUCAGUUCAUUACCCAAAAUAAAACGGCUCAAUGUCUAUGUCGCCGAUAAUACACUCUUUAACGACACAAUCACGUCGUACACACAAACAACGACUUUGACAAAUUUGGUGUUGCGCGGCGACUUCGACAACUUCAGUGAUAUCUUCCACGUGUCUUCAUUAGCUCAAUUGAGUGUGUUAGAUAUACUGAGAACGGAUAUAACAAAUGAUGCGUUCUUGACUCAACUUGUGAAUUGCAAUAUCAAACAGAUCAAAACAAAUGGAUUUUUUGGGAUCGAUUCGGAAGUGAUGAAAUACGCGACGAAUGGCGAAAAGUUCUAUGUUGACACCGAAAUAUAUUUAAAUAAAGAGAACGCCCCAAUCCCAGAGAAUAUCUUGAAAGAGAUCAGAAGCGAGUUUAAACAACUCAAAAAGAGCUCGAUUAAACCUUUCAUGGUGUCCAUAUUUUCUAAUAACAUACGACUGCAGGCAACUAUAAUAUCGUCGUUCUUCCCACACUGUUACAGUGAUUUCUGUGUGUCAACAAAGCGAUUUGAUUGUGAGAAUUUUAGACUCUUUGAUGAGUAUGAGAAUGUGGUGAGAGACAUUACUUUCAAAAGAGUUAAUGAAUUUGUCCACUUUGACGUAUUACAGACAAUGAACUCAUUGGAGAGUUUAAUGCUGUAUAACGUCAAUGUGGAAAUACCAAUAAGAAAUCUAACGCAAUUGAAAACACUGUGUAUACACAAUGGAAUCGUCCAAGACUUCGAUGGACUGAAUUUGGAACAAAUCCGAUUCUCUAAAGUCCUUGGAGCUUCAGAAGAAAAAGUGUUAGCACUCAACCGAUUACAAGUCUUGUUUUGGUACGGGUCGCCGUUCAAUUUCGAUAUGAUUGAAAACGUGGUGAAGACGACCGCUCUCAGAAUAUUUGUGGAGACACAGAAAGUGCCACAAGAGAGACUAGAACGCCUCAAAAAGCAAAAGGUGUUUGUUCUGUUUGAAGACGAGGAGGUGGAAGAAAGUGAAGAUCAAAGCGAAAGUUCAGAUGACUCGGAUGACGGUGUAAGUGGCGAUGAACAAGGUAUCGAAGACUUCUUGUUGAACUUGGAGUAA
Molecule: messenger RNA, 1650 nt
Organism: Entamoeba invadens IP1
Lineage: Eukaryota; Evosea; Mastigamoebida; Endamoebidae
Exons: 1
Coding region: 1-1650 (549 amino acids)
Molecular function (GO): protein binding
Source: RefSeq, a predicted model, not a curated record